Molecule: messenger RNA, 4106 nt
Organism: Poeciliopsis prolifica (blackstripe livebearer)
Lineage: Eukaryota; Metazoa; Chordata; Actinopteri; Cyprinodontiformes; Poeciliidae
Product: 5'-AMP-activated protein kinase subunit gamma-2-like
Exons: 13
Coding region: 1915-2898 (327 amino acids)
Source: RefSeq, a predicted model, not a curated record
ACUAAUGACUUUGUGAAGUAAAAUUAUUACUUCACAAAGUCUGUCGUUUAUCUAUUUUAUGAAGCAGAAUUAUUUUGUAAUUAUCUGUGACACCCGAAGGCCAAAACUAAAAUCAGAUGGCAAGGACUCUUUUGUCGGUUUUGGAGAAAGCAGCGUGAGAUAAAUGCAGUAAUUAUCCUGCAUGGGUCAUGGGAUGUUUACUCUAACCGUUUUCCCUUUUGGAUACACAACAGCAGACUUAAAUGCUUCCUGUCUAUGACUCAUGCGCUUCUUUCCUCAGACUCAUAAAAGUUUACUUGGACAGUGGUGGUGGUGAAAUCUGCCAGUGCAAAUCUCAAGCUCUGUUACUUGAGAGCAGUUCAAGCGAGAGACAUCUGUUGACAAACAGGACACCUUGUGACAAUUUGUCAUGGCACGACAAACAGUCAUGAGAUGUUAUGCUUACAGUUUUUCCCUAGCUAUGAAGGGGACACAGUAUACCUGUGACAGAAGGCCUUUGCUCAGAUGAGCAAACCUAAUGCUGUACAUCACCCGGAACACAUCAACCCUAUGCUGACGUAUGGUGGUGGCAGCUUCCUGCUGUGGGCAUACCUUUCUUUAGCAGAGUCUAGGAAGGAAGUCAUAUUUGAUUGAAAGAUGGAUAUAGUUAAACUCAGAAUAAUACAGCAAUGAAACCAUUUAGUCUGAGACAUGCAGUCAAUGGCAAUGUGUUAGACUGGCUGAAAGUACAAUCUAAUGGAGAGACACUCUGCAUUAAAACUAUUUCACAAAGAAUUGGUAGAAACACACCCCAAAAGUUUUUGCGGUUGUAAUUCUUGCAAUUGGGGAUUCUGUGCAGGGUUGCUGAAUACAGAUGCAGCCCAGACUUUAUUUUUAUUUUUGCAUUUAUUGGAAUACUUUGGGUUUUUCUAUGUCAUAAAACUGCAUGGCGUGUUGUCAAAACUACAUGUCGCAGUGUGACUACAUGUGAAAACGUUCAAUGCUUUAAAAUAGUUACAAUGUGCUCUCUUAUCUUCUCAGGCUGAGUUAGCUUUAAGGUAUAAUCAGAUUCCGGCAGUCUGACACAGUAUUUCAUAUCUACCUCCUUUGGCUAAAGAGGAAUUACUGAUGACUCUUGUGGCUUUAGAAUAAAGACUUAUCUUAAAAGCUGUCGCAACCCAGCCGCCUGCUGUGAUGGUGGAUUCGCAAGGUGAAUCAGUAUUUAACUAUUAAUGCCUGAACUUGUGGUUCCUCUCUGCCACCUCAAAAAAAAAAAAAGAUCACAAUGUUAUGUUAUAAUUCACCUUUCGCCAUUUUCCAUUGUAAGUGCAAUUCUCUGAAUGGGUGUGUGCCUCCUGGAGGCUUGCUGUAGUACAAAGCAGGCCACAUGCCUGGAGUGGUGCAGCGGGAUCUGAUUUAUGAGAGUGCAGUGCAGGGGGAGAUUUUGGCUGGAGAAGCGCUGUGUCAUCAUUACAGAGCACCGCUGGGGAGACUGUGGAGCAUCCCAAAGCAGGUGUGGAAGCUUGCACCCCCCAGCCCCCGCCCCUCCUGCUGCAGAGGGUUGUUGUGAAAGUGCUUGGCAGCACAUCGGGCGGAAAAACAAGCAGACUUUGCUAAUCUCGCAGCAUGACGCAGCAUAUAUCCAGCUGAGACCUGAAAGAGAUCUAAUUAACCCACUUUGUGUUACAAGAUGUCAUCGCUACGCUAUCGGGAAGAUGCUUCGUAGAUCUGGGUCGUUUUUGUUUCAAGUAAUGAACGCUUGAUGAGGCAUCCCCAGCUUCUUGCUGCUAGGCAACGGGAAGGAUUUCCUAAUAUGGUGAGGCAGCCAGGUUGUCCUGCGUGGAGGGGCGUGUCGUCAGAGCGCGGAGCUUCCUGCUUUUCCCACCCGCCUCGUCCUUCGCUCUUUUCCAUUUGGUCUACGGCUUAUUCGAAGGUAUGCUGGAGAAACUUGAACUAGAUGAUGAUGCUGCUGAACCCGAGAGUGAUAUUUACAUGCGAUUUAUGAAAUCCCACAAGUGCUAUGACAUCGUCCCCACAAGCUCCAAGCUGGUCGUGUUUGACACAGCGCUUCAAGUUAAGAAGGCAUUUUUUGCCUUGGUGGCUAACGGUGUGCGAGCUGCUCCUCUAUGGGACACAGAGAAGCAAAGCUUUGUGGGAAUGCUGACAAUCACAGAUUUCAUCAUCAUACUGCACAGAUACUAUAAGUCACCAAUGGUGCAAAUUUAUGAGUUAGAGGAACACAAGCUUGAAACAUGGAGAGAGGUUUAUCUUCAAGCAACGUUUAAACCUCUUGUGAACAUAUCACCGGAUGCAAGUCUGUUUGAUGCAGUGUACACCCUCAUCAAAAAUAAAAUUCACCGCCUGCCUGUCAUCGACCCUGUUACAGGGAAUGCACUUUAUAUACUCACACACAAGAGGAUCCUAAAGUUCCUCCAACUGUUUGUGUGUGAAAUGCCAAAGCCAGCGUUCAUGAAGCAGACUCUAGGUGAGCUCGGCAUCGGGACGUUCCAUGAAAUCGCUUUCAUCCACCCAGAUACGCCUAUCAUUAAAGCCCUCAACAUCUUCGUGGAGAGACGGGUGUCUGCUCUGCCUGUGGUGGAUGACUCAGGCAAAGUUGUGGAUAUUUAUUCCAAGUUUGAUGUGAUUAACUUGGCCGCAGAGAAAACUUACAAUAACUUGGACAUCACAGUGACGCAGGCCCUCAAACAUCGCUCGCAGUACUUCGAAGGAGUUGUUAAGUGCCACAAAAUGGAAACAAUGGAGACCAUUGUGGACAGAAUAGUCAAAGCAGAAGUUCAUCGGCUGGUGGUGGUUGAUGAGCGCUCCAGCAUUGAGGGCAUCGUUUCCCUUUCAGAUAUCCUCCAGGCACUGGUGCUUAGCCCAGCAGAUGCCUGUAAGGAGGAGAAUCUUACUGAAUGAGUUUGUGGUGCAUCAGCUUUUUUGUAAUGGAAGUGAAUGAACUUAUAGUUAAUGGUUGAUUGUGUGAAGCCGGUGUGGAAGUCCUGGAGACCGUCACCAUCAGCGGGACUGGAGCGGCUCUGAAAGGCCUGAUGCAGCUGAGUGAAGUGGAUUUUUUUUUUUUGUUUUUUUGUUUUUUGUUUUGUUUUUGUUUGUUUUUUUGCACUGAGGAAUGAGUUUUCCUUUUUUCUUCCAGUUUGUUUAAACACUGAUCAGAUGCAUUAAAGAUAUAUUAUAAAAUAUAUGCAAACACAUGCAGAUGAAUACCGGAUGGGGAAGUGGAGGAUGUUUUCUGAUGGGCUUUAACUAGUUACAGUCAUGCAGCUCUCAUCAGAUAUAAAGUCCCAUUUCAUACUUUAGUAUGAAAUCUUUCAGUUGUAAAGCUAUACUUCUACCCACAGAGAUUGGACGACUGCUGUCAUGAGGAGAAUAAUGGCCAGCGCCAACAUAACAUCGCUCAAUGCCCAACUAUUCGUGCCUUUUCGCGUCCCUGGCACCCCACUUCACUGUGGUCCUUUUGAGUUUACGGUUUCAAAUGAAAGCUGUAGUUUUCGCAUGUUGCUGCAAUAAAGAAAAACACAGUUGACAUUUUCAACCCCACGCUCCAGAGGUUGUCUUUAAUUUAGUUGGGUUAUUAAAAAAACUUGUUCGAAUGAAAGGAUUUCUGGAAGAUCAGACAAGAAGAGGAAGCAUAACAUCUUUGGAGCAUUGGUUUGGUUUCUCCCUGUCAGCAUGACUUCAGAGGGCUUUUUUUUUGUAAUGGAAAAAAAAAAAGAUUGAAAAUUUAUUUUUAGGGGUUUUAAAGACAUUUUUACAGUGUAUCCCCAGUUGCUUGGAGGCUUCACACAAAGCUGCUUGGAGCUGCUUGUGUUUCAUCUGGAUUUGAACAGGACUCAUCUCCAUCUUCUGUAAAAGAGAUUUGUUCUCAGAAACCAUGUCACAGAAAGCUUUAUUUUUAUGAAUGUGUUAAGUCUAAAGAGAGUUCAGUUUUAAUGUUAUUUUUGUAAAUAUAUUGUGGCAAUAUGUCUAAAUCAGAGAAACUUUGUAUUGAAUCAACAUGUACUGUAAAUGUGCAAAGCAUGACAAACUACACUUCAGCAGAAUGAAUGUUCUUUGUUUUACUUUUUCUAUUUUUCUGGCUGCAGAAAAAUAAACAGACACUGAAUGUA